This is a messenger RNA of Procambarus clarkii (red swamp crayfish), 2787 nucleotides long. RefSeq lists its product as uncharacterized. Gene Ontology annotation, molecular function: neurotransmitter receptor activity; protein binding; transmembrane signaling receptor activity. Gene Ontology annotation, cellular component: synapse; neuron projection; plasma membrane. The record is from RefSeq and is a predicted model, not a curated record. NCBI's taxonomy places the organism in Eukaryota, Metazoa, Arthropoda, Malacostraca, Decapoda, Cambaridae. Gene Ontology annotation, biological process: regulation of membrane potential; signal transduction; nervous system process.
GGUAUGACGCUGUCUUGUGUUCCAGUUCUUCAAAACAAAGUUUUCAUCUCUGUUGUAUCACAUCCAACCCACACAAUGCUGUGGCCAUUAUCAAGAAGUGUGAAGCCUACAAGAGUGGCCAAGAGACAUGUACUCGGGCCGCACGAUUCAUGCCAUGCUUUCGGAGCUCCUCUGCUGCAGUGCCCAGGAACGUCAGGUCAUGUGCUGGUGCCUCAGGCGGUGUGAGGUCAUCACAGGUCACCAUGAAACUUGAGACGACAUUGUUGUUGCUGCUGGGCGUCUGCUUUGCUUCAUUCCUGCUCCAUCCUGGCCAGGUUGAGGGGAUCCAGGUGCUGCGUUUCCAAGAGGACCGCAAGGCCACUACAGAGACCAUGGCGUGGUACCAGGGCCAGCUGGACCCACACCGUCAGUUACACUCCGUCACCCUCUGCGGCAGGUUCUACCUCUUCACCAUCCACGGCUGGGCAACGUUCUUCGCCAUCUUCAACAGUAAAAACGAUUCGGGCAUCCUUGAAGGAGACAUUUGGGUGGAGAGGGUGAGGCCAGUCAUCGCCAGGAACUGGAACUUCCAGCUCCUUAAGAAGAAGAUCUGGGUAUUCAAGUGGCACCACCUAUGUUUCACGUACGACCACACUCAGCACCUGAUCAGCACGUACGUGGACGGAAGCCUCAACAACCACCAGGAAUAUGAUAUCGUCCGCACUGUGUCUGGGGUGAAGGCUCGCCUGGGUCAGGGAAUGAUGCCUCGUCGGAGUUUCAGUGGAGAUCUAACGCAGGUGAAUGUGUGGGACAGGCCGCUAAGCCCGGAGGAAGUGCGGAGUAUAGCAGACUGUCAGAGUGACCCGCAAGGUAACUACGUGUCGUGGGAAGGCGGCUGGACUCUCCAAAACGUCACCAGUUAUAAUCUGUCCCUGACAAAGUUAUGCGACAGAGAUGCUGGUCCGACAUACUUUUGGUUUGAAUGGAGUCCCUACCUCGUAGCAGACUAUCUCUGCCUGGCCCUCGGCUCUCAACUACCAACGAACCAUACUGAGGCAACAACUGCUAUUAACGCAGCAAAGAACUCUUCUCUGAAUCUAGGUAGUUGUUAUAGGGACUACUGGCUUGCCCCUAACGACAUAGAGGAAGAAGGAGUGUGGAAGAUAGGUAACACUCCCGUGGAUAUGAGUAGUAUCGGCUGGGCUGCACAAGAACCAAACGGGUUACAUUACGAAAACUGCAUAGCAUUUGAAUACAGAUCGUCUGAUAUCGACUGCAGAACAAACGUAAAAUGCACUGCCUGUUUAAUCCAAGAACAACAGAGAUUUUCUCUACUUGGAAUAUGUGAAAAUGAACUUCGGAAUAUUUACUUCACCGCAUUUCAGUAUAAUGUAAGCGAAUUAAUUUUUAUUGGCUACGGAGCUUACCACAUUCAGAAAGUAAACGGAAUAUGGACCUGGGUUAACCACGUCACCAACACAACAAUUGCUGAGAUGGAGGAAUUUUUCCCUGACUACCCUAUGGGUCGACGAUGGUGGAAGCUGCACCAACCCGUGUGCAACCAGAAGCAUGGCGGCCGCCGUCUCCUCUUACUGUCGCCCUGUUCAUAUGAUGACUUUACCUGUGAUGACGCCACCUGUAUUCCUCUCCACAAACGCUGCGACCUCAAGUACGACUGCCGCGAUAACACUGACGAACUUAACUGCAAACUGGUGGCUUUUCCAGAGGAAUAUCAGAGCCAUCUGCCGCCUCGUGCUGGCGGAAGGGAAGAUAAAAGCUUGCCUAUAGUCCUCACGAUAGAUGUAGAUUUCUUAUCUGUGAGGACCAUGGACAUGGUCAUGGACUUGUCUUAUGAGCUGGCGUUAACAUGGGUUGACAACAGGCUGAGGUACCAGAACUUGAAGGUGAACAACACGCUUAACAUUCUACCAGACGACACUAUGCACAAACUGUGGUCUCCACAAGUGAGUUUUGUCAACACCAACGGUAACCAACACACACUGAUGGACACAGACACCACCAUGCUGGUGGACCGCUACGGUAAUGCAAUUAGCAGGGAUCCAGCUGCUCCUGCUGAGGUGGACAUCUUUUCUGGGGAGACGAAUACGGUAACAGCCAAGAGGAAGUACGGUACAGUGUACAUGUGUGACCUGGAUCUCGUGCUCUACCCCUUCGAUGUGCAGGAGUGCUAUUUGCACCUCAGGAUUACCUCCGCCACAAAGUCCUUCCUCCUCUUCGACGUACUCAAGUCCUUCGUCAAUAUUUCCGCCAACAAGCUUCUGCUGGAGUAUGAGGCGAGUCAUCAUGCAUGCACGAUCACUGAAGCCUAGUGUUGUCUGUAUUUAUCAUCCGCGGUGAGGAAAGUCUUGUGUUUCGUCUGUUUUUAUCAUCCACAGUGAGGGAUGUCUGGUAUUUUGUGCGUAUCAUCCAAGGUGAGGGCCACCUGGUGUUUUGUGUGUAUUAUUCAGUGUUGGAAGCCUGAUGUUUUGUCUCUUUUUAUCAUCCACGGUGAGAGAAGCCUAAUGUUAUGUCUAUAUCAUCAGCGGUGCAGAAAGCCUAAUGUUAUAUUAAACAUUAGGCUCAACGGUGAGGUAAGUCUUAUGUUUGUCUGUUUUUAUUAUCCAUGGUGAGAGAAGCUUAAUGUUAUGUUGAUCUUUAUCUCUAUCUCAAACACACAUUAUCUCACAACAUAUCUUACCUCCACAGGUAUUUCUUCAGAACAAUUAACACUAUUAAUGAUCAUUAACGUUCCAAAAUGGAUGUCAUUGCGCUCAUGCCAUGUUUUGCACUCUCCAGGUGUUGCCGAUA